Molecule: messenger RNA, 4646 nt
Organism: Etheostoma spectabile (orangethroat darter)
Lineage: Eukaryota; Metazoa; Chordata; Actinopteri; Perciformes; Percidae
Gene: kif16bb
Product: kinesin family member 16Bb
Exons: 19
Coding region: 193-4389 (1398 amino acids)
Biological process (GO): microtubule-based movement
Molecular function (GO): ATP binding; microtubule motor activity; microtubule binding
Source: RefSeq, a predicted model, not a curated record
CACAUCCCAGUGGCUAGUUAGUGUAGUGCAUCGAGAACGUGAGCACGCCCAGGCCACAGGUGUGAUAAUUAGGUGUGAAAUCCGCAGCAUGUUCACGCGGAUACCUUAACGGAAGACUUCUCUUUCAAAGAAGCAGAAGUAGGCUGAGGGGACUGCUCUUUUGUUAGUGGUCGGGCUGCUUUUGGUUAAAAAAUGGCUUCAUUGCGAGUAGCGGUCCGAGUCCGUCCGUUGAACAAAAGAGAAAAGCAGUUAUCAUCGAAGGUGAUAAUUCAAAUGAAGGGGAAGUCUACAUAUAUUGACAAGCCUUCCCAUAUUCGAGGGGAUGAGCUGAAGGACAGAAGAAAGACCUUUUCUUAUGACUUCUCGUACGAUUCAACCGACAGAGGAAGACCCACAUUUAUAUCCCAGGAGAGGAUUUAUCAUGACUUGGGGUGUGAGGUCCUGAAAUCUGCAUUUGAGGGUUUCAAUGCCUGUGUGUUUGCUUAUGGCCAAACCGGCUCAGGAAAAUCUUACACCAUGAUGGGACACACAGAAGAUAAAGGUUUAAUCCCGCGGAUCUGUGAAGGCUUGUUCUGCGAGAUGUCUCAGAGAGGCCAGAGCGACGACGUGUCAUUCCGUACAGAGGUCAGCUAUUUAGAGAUAUAUAAUGAACGUGUGCAGGACCUUCUAAAGAAGAGAACUACACCCACAGUUGGAGGCUUGAGAGUGAGAGAGCACCCCAGGGAUGGACCCUAUGUAGAGAAUCUGUCCAAGCACUUGGUACACAACCACAGUGAAAUGGAGGACUUGAUCAUUCUCGGCAAUGCCAACCGCACCACAGCCAGCACAUGCAUGAAUGACCUUAGCAGUCGCUCCCACGCCAUCUUCACCAUCAGCUUCACACAGGCGUGGUUUGAUUGGUUUGAUGCAGAGUUGCCACGUGAGAAGCUGAGUAAGAUCCACCUGGUGGACCUGGCAGGCAGCGAGAGGGCUGAUGCCACAAACGCCACAGGCUCCAGGCUGAAGGAAGGUGCCAACAUCAACAAAUCCCUGGGCACCCUGGGCAGUGUGAUCUCAGCUCUGGCUGAUCUCAGUGUGGGAGGACAGUCAACAAAAAAGAAGCAGAUCUACAUUCCGUACAGAGACUCCGUGCUGACAUGGCUACUGAAAGACAGCCUGGGUGGAAACUCUGUGACUACUAUGAUAGCAACCGUCUCUCCUGCUGACGUGAACUACAUGGAGACUCUGAGCACGUUGCGCUUUGCCAGCCGAGCUAAAGCCAUAGUGAACUCUCCCACGGUGAACGAAGACGACAGUGGGGAUGUGAUCCGAGAGCUGCAGGCAGAGGUUACCAGGCUCAGAAGGCAACUGCAAGAAGCCAAUCAGGUUCCCAAUGGGGCGCCAUCUUCCUCCGGGAAGGUAGAGGAGGAGCUGCAUCAGAAUGAGACAAGGGAGAAGACUGUGGCUCUGAGGAAGGAGGGGAGUGGAGUGAUCCUGGACUGCCAGUUACCUCAUCUGAUAGCCAUUGAUGAAGACCAGCUCAGCACUGGAAUCAUCCUGUAUUAUUUGAAAGAGGGCCGAACACUAAUCGGGAGUGACGAAGCAUCAUGCGGUCAGGAUAUUGUGCUUCAUGGACCUGGGCUCCUCAGUGAACAUUGUGUGCUUGAGAGCCGUGCUGGGACAGUGACUCUGAUCCCUCAGGAUGGUGCACUGUGUUUAGUCAAUGGCUCUGUGGUAACUGAUCCCUGCCAGCUGACGCAGGGUGCCAUCACACAGCUAGGAGGAGGAACCAUAUUCCGGUUUUACCACCCAAAGGAGGCUGCCCCACUCAGAGAGCAACACCAGAUCGGGCUGCUGUCUGCCUUCAGCUUGCCCUUGACUGACACGUCCAAAUCGACUGAGAAUCUGUCCAAGGUGAUGCAGCAAAACCCAGGGAUGAACAAGAAGCUCAACCAGAAGGAGGUGGAAUGGCAGCAGGUCCAAGAAAAUCUGAACAGAUGCAACCAGGACAUCAAAAGACUUUCAAAGGAUAACAGUGGGGCUCCCCAUCACAGAACCGAAGAGACUGGCAAUGGCCAGAUGGAUACGCUGGCUGCAGAGUCCAAAGGGCCAAGCAGCUGUCUUACCUCUGCCACAAUAGAGACUACAGCCAAACCUGGAAAAUAUCCUGUCCGUCACACUACUUCGGAGUUGGACGGAGACACGCUACAGGGCGGGAUAAGCACCAGGGAUGGCCAGGAGCAGGACGGGCACAUGUGUCAUAAAUCAAGGCCAGGGCUCAUGUCUCACUGGCUGUGGAGUAAAGCUCAGAAUGGCGCUAGAGUUGCAAGUUAUAAGGGAAGGAAGGUUUGGUCAGGGGAUGCCAGCCUCCAGGAGACAAGUGUCCUGGGCCUGGGUGAUGGAUGCGGCACGAAGCAAGAGGGGAAUGCUAACGAGAUCAAAGGCAUCGUGGCUGACUGCUACAAGGAGAGACCUGGCUCUGGUGGGAGCUCAUUAGGCAGCAUGUCCCACCUGCAGAGCAGCAGAGAAACAAGCACCACGUCUGUCCUCCCACAGACCAGCACUCCUUCUCAGCUCGACAUAAGGCCUCUCAGCAGUCAGGCAGCCUGCUGUCCACCUAAGGAAACUACCUUCAAAGGCCAGUUUGGCUGUGGAGAGAUGGCUGGAUCAGGAGGUUCAGAGGAGAUACCGGGGGUGUGUGCUAUCGAGACAGCAGCAGCCACAAUUCAACACUCAGGGCUGGGCUCUUUGGUCAGCAGAGCUUCUUGGAUUGUACAGGAUGCAGGGCGUCUUCUUUGGAACUCUCCCACAGUAUUGCAGCAGGUCAGGGAAGAGGGAUUACAGCCUGUUGGGGCCCGCUGGUCCAGUCAUGUUGUCUCUCUGGUCAGGGAAAGUAAUUUUCUGUCUAUAGUGAGGGACAGCCAGGUCUUCUCCAUGGUUAAAGGUAGCUUGGUCUUCUCUUUGUUGAAGGAUAGUCACAUUUUUUCCAUGGUGAAAGAGCUUCCUCUCAUACAGUACAUCCAGAUGGAGAUAACUCAAAACCUUCAGCCUGAGGAGGCAGCUCAGAUGAUUCAAGGCUGCAUUAUUCCUGACACCACACAACUCCCAGUCCCGACACCAACGCAAACUUUUUGCAGGGUAGAAGAACUGCCAGAUAGCGUGCCACUAAUCCAAGAAGAUAUGUCGACAAGGAAUAAGAGUACUGGUGAUCUGCGAUUACCACAAAAGCAAGUCAUGGCUGUUAUUCAUGCAAAGCAGGGUGACAAACUGUUUACAGAGCUAUCGCCAAUAAAACACAUCAGUGAGCCAGAGGUUGCACCUGGAGACAAAGAUCAGGCAUUGGCGAACUCCAGGACUGCGCAGAACAAAAACAAUGUCAAAAUCUAUACUCAAACAUUGAUAGAAUUUCCUGAUUCCCUUUUGAAGCUGCAAACUCUGCCAUUGCCAGACAUGAUGAACACUAUACAGUCUAUCAUCUCCACCCCGGUGCUCACCUUCCAGAAGAUUGUCGCACUCUAUUGGCUGAAUGUUGCUAAAUGUAGCCAACCUGAGCCCCGUCCUGCCUUACUGAUCCUGUCGGAGACUGGCCUCUACACGCUGACCACUGACUCUGGCCUCCUGGCUGUGUUCCAUCAACUCCCCUUGUUGCAGCUGAAAGAGGUGCAGAUAGGCUUAGCAGGCCACAGUCUGCGUUUGAUGAGCACUACAAAGGAGAGCAUCCUGGGUGUCUACACCCACAGCCAGCAGCUUACCAAAGAGCUAUGCUGGGCCAUACUCGGUGUCACCUGCCCUGGGGACAACAGGGUCUCUCAGCACCCUCUACUCCAUGGAGACUUGAUGAAGUUGUCUUUAGACUGGAAUGCUUGUGUACCUGACUUGCUGCUGGAUGCUGGUUUAAGGGUUCGCUGCCAGUUUCAGAAAAGUCUUGCUGAUCUGGUUUACCACCUUCAUUGUAACUUGGAUCAAAAAACAGUAACUCUGGGAGAAGUGCGGCUGCUACUAUGCACAGGUGUAAGGGUGUGCAUCAGCCCCAGUAGCCACACUGAGGCUCUGGCCCAGCUUUUACUCACUGAUACCCACCUUGGCCUAGUGCAGGAGGAAGUGGUCUUUCACCCGACUUCACCCUCUGUCACCAUAGCGCCCUGUUGUCCCCAAUUCCAUGACUUAACUCUCCGCCAGCGCUCAGAUGUCCGCUGUGUGCUGGUGCAUAAUGAAGACAAGCGUGGAGUUGUCAGACUGGAUGUAAUCCUGGCAAAUGUGCGGGGCAGGGGUCACCCUGAAAGCGUGACUAAGGCCGCUACCCCGCUUGCAAAAGCUUCAAAUUCAUCCUCGAAUGCAGAAGUGUGGAAAUUAACUUUCAGUUGCUCCUCUGAGGCCGCCUGCCUGAUUAGUCACUUGUCAAAUGUCUGAUCAAGGACUGAACAGCCAGUAAUGAACAGCCCAGCUUGAAAACUCUCACUCACAGGGAGCAAAAGUGCAUCCCAACCAAACAACGCAAAGGACAUCUUCACUGGCAGAUGACAGUGAAAACUAUGACCUAGUUUGUAGUUUCUGUAUUGAUUUGUUUCUCUAGAUGUUUGUCAUUUUAAUAAUUCAUGGCUUUAGCACUUUUAUCUUUAAAACCCUUGAAUUUCUUUGUUCUUGCAUUGUUAUUGUUCUCCCCCCCC